CACAGCACCCCAGUGAUUCCGGCCGUGAAAGCCGUCGACGAUACAUUCCUCUCCUGGUGAGGGGAAUGGCUUCACCCUGAGGCAUUCGAGUUCCUGCCAUCUGAUAUAUUUGCCGGGAUCUCCAACAGAACUACGUGGAAGAAAAAAGAGAGCGAAGUUAGCUACCGGAGCGGGGCGCCGAGCAGGGAAAGCGGGCGGGGAGGAAAGGUGCUAUUGUCUGAGAUUUUUAGACCACCCCAUCCCCUAGGGGCUCAUCAAGAGGUAGCAGUGUUUUAAGCAAGUAUCUACCUAUUAUUAGUGUGUCCCCAAGACCCAUCCAUCGUUCAUAUCCAGAGGAGACUUCAGCAAGUUUCUAAAAGGAACUCUGAUUAUGGCACCAUCAGGAAGAAAAACUGCAGGGAAACCAGCCAAACCAGCACAGGAGGAUCCAGUUGUACAUGCCUACCACUUUGAUGAAAAUGAAAAGAAGCAUCUGAGUGGCUCAGAAGAGGACAUUCGAGAAGAUGAAACACCAAUCAUUGACAAACAUGGGAAAAAAAGAUCUUCGACAACUCCUCAUCCUGUAGUUCAAGAUGAUGUUGGGGGAGAAGUACAGAAUAUGUUGGAGCGAUUUGGAGCGGAUAUUAACAAGGCACUUCUAGCUAAGAGGAAAAGAUUAGAAUUGUACACCAAAGCCUCUCUCAAAACAAGUAAUCAGAAAAUAGAAUGUGUUUGGAAAACCCAACAAGAGCAAAGGCAGAAAGUCAACCAUGAAUACUCCCAACAAUUCCUACAUGUGUUUCAACAGUGGGAUGCUGACCUACAGAAAGCAGAAGAACAGGAAGAAAAACUAGCGAACAUGUUUCGGCAACAACAAAAGGUAUUCCAACAGGCAAGAAUAGUUCAGAGUCAGAGACUGAAAACCAUUAAGCAGCUAUAUGAACAAUUCUUGAAGAGCAUGGAAGACAUGGAGAAGACUCAUGAAAGCCUAUUAACUGGAGCCCAGAAUGAACUUCGCAAAGAAAUGGCUAUGCUGCAAAAGAAAAUUAUGAUGGACACUCAACAGCAAGAGAUGGCAACUGUUCGCAAGUCUCUUCAAUCCAUGUUAUUCUGAUGGCUCAGUGGAGAAACAACGUGAACCUAAGUAACAUGAUAUAUACGUUAGCCGUGAGCAAAAGAGCCAUUGUUUCAAACUCCAUAUUAAAAGUUACAUGCAUUGUUCGAAUACUCAGUAACGUGAAUAGUAACAUCAACAAGCCAUUGUUCCAAAGCAACUAAAAAGCUAGUUAAUUCUCAUUCAGUGUUGGCAAACCUAUACUAAUCCCUUUUCACCUCUUUAAAAUUAAGAAUCUAUUUUGGGAUUCAGAUACUUUUAAAAUAGUAGCCAUUUAAGUGCAGACAAACCUUAGUAACACACAGUUUUCCUACAGGAACUAUAAUUGCAGAACAUACAAAAAACUGAUUGUCUUCAACAAAUUUUACAGGUUUCAGAUUUUUAUAUUCUCACCGUUAUAUGUAUCACAGGAGAAUAUUCCUUUAAUCUAAGAGGGUUUUGCCUUAACUGCCAUACUUUACAGUCUAUGUUUUGCUGGCAUAAUAUUUCUUUUAUUGAAAAACACUUCAAUAAUUUGUAAUGUCAGUCUUUUCUUAACAAGGAUGUUCCACUUUCUUGGGCAACCAAUACAUCAGAAAUUGUACCUUUCAUGUCAUGUGUUACAUAACUGAAUUAAAGAGCUCCUAAUAAAAAUGCAACCUGCUAUGUUUAA
Molecule: messenger RNA, 1745 nt
Organism: Sphaerodactylus townsendi
Lineage: Eukaryota; Metazoa; Chordata; Lepidosauria; Squamata; Sphaerodactylidae
Gene: SYCP3
Product: synaptonemal complex protein 3
Exons: 10
Coding region: 371-1093 (240 amino acids)
Biological process (GO): spermatid development; meiotic cell cycle
Cellular component (GO): synaptonemal complex
Source: RefSeq, a predicted model, not a curated record